Molecule: messenger RNA, 2793 nt
Organism: Symbiodinium natans
Lineage: Eukaryota; Dinophyceae; Suessiales; Symbiodiniaceae
Source: the annotation of a GenBank genome assembly
AUGGGGAGCGGCAGGCUCUGGUUUACCGCCGCUGCCUUCCUCCUGGACCUCAGCACCAUCGUCUCGCUCUUCCUGGCCGCGAACCGACCGUUCAGCAACCGCCUGGUGGACCUCGUUCUCUUGGGUGGCCGGGUCCUGGGCGGCAGCUUGCUCUCCACAGUUGCCAUCCGCCUGGCCCUGGGACACUGGCCAUGGAGCGCAAGCAACGGCCAUGCCCUCGCAGAGGUCCAGCGGGAGCUCACCCGCGCAAUAUCUGGCGAGAUGGACGGGGCGCGGCAGGCGCCGCUUCUAGCCUCCAGCACCGCCAGUAGCGCCAGCGGCGAUGCGAUGGCGCAGCGCCUGGACGAGGCGGUGAGCUCGAGGCAGCAGGAGCUGAAGAAGCUGGAGCGAGGUCAAGGCUUUAGCAAAGCCGUGACCUUCUUCAUCUACAUCUUCUUCGCCGUGUGUUCGCUGCGGACUGCCAUUGAGGUCGUCAGCCUGCCCACCGCUGACUUCUGGAGCAGCUUUUGGGUCGUCGUCCAGGUCUGUGGCUUGCCGAUCAUGCAGCUAGAGUUCAUUCUCCUCAAAGGUCUGAUCCAAUCAUCCACUGCCGGCGACAGCGUGACGCUCAAAGGAGUCCACGAGCACCCCCUGUACUGGACGGAUGUGGAGGGAAAGGGCUUCGUGAGGUGCUCCCUGUGCAACGAGAAGGUCGGGGAGCUCACGGGUGGCUACCUGACUCUGCAGUGCCGCACCUGCACAGCCAACCGCUAUGGCUUCGGAGGCUUUAACGUCUGCACGGCUUGCUACAGGAAAAACGCCGUGAAAUCCGGCGCAGCCGGGGAGGCGUCAGGAUCUGGCAUCCUAAGAGGCGACAAGGGGCCAAAGUAUGCCCAGCCGAUGACCGUGAUUCAGUACAUGAAGCGACUCUCCGGCCUGGUGCGAAAAAGCACCCUGGCCGUGGUGCUGAUUUGCGUUUGCGGGAGCCAGUUCUUCAGCGCCUACAUCCCCAAGGCACAGGGCGACACGAUCAGCGCGCUGACGAAGCAGAACGAUGCGGAGUUCAACGAGCGCAUCCUUGAGUUCGCUCUGCUGGUGGUCGCCAACGCCAUCAUGUCCUGCUCGAUGAGCAUUGCCAUCCAGAGCCUCCAGACGAGAAUGUCUGCCAACAUGUCGGUGAGACUCUUCGAUUCCCUGUUGAAGCAGGACAUUGCGUUCUACGACAAUGCAAUGACUGGCCAAAUGAAUUCGCGACUGAACAACGACAUGCGGCAGGCACUGUCACCUGUAAGCAUCAUCAUGAAUGCCUUUGUGGCCAACAUUGUGAUGCUCCUCGUCGGCUUUGGCAUCUGCCUCCAAUCUUCUUGGAGGCUCACGGUGCUCGCCUUCACAGUGCUCACGCCAGUGGUGCACAUCUCGGCUGAGUUUAGCCAGUGGGCAUCCAAGCUGAUGAUGUCCCAGUUUACCUACAUGGCGGAUGCGCAAGGCAGCGCGACGCAGGCUCUCACAAAUAUUCGCACAGUCCGAAUGUUUGGUGCACGGACCCUCGAGCUCGAGAAGUACGAAGGGCACAUCCGCAAGUCGAGGGAUGUAGGCCUCCAGUCCGCGUGGGGGCAAGGUGCAGCCGGGCUCCUAUCGGCUCUGGUUCAGCAGGGGGCAUCCUUCAUCAUCCUGUUCUAUGGAGGACACCUUGCCCUCCAACAGGAGUUCGAGGUCGGGGCGAUCAUCACCUUCACCUAUCUGUGGAAUCGGCUCAGUGGUGCCUUCACAUCGCUGAAUGAGAACAUCAACCAGCCGGUGAAGGCUGUGAGUGCCGGGCAGCGAGUGUUCGAGAUCCUGGACCUCCAGCCAGACAUCCCGGAGGACGAAGGCGACCCUUUCCCUGAGGAGUCGAAGCAGGUCGGAAUCCGUUUUGAGAACGUGGAGUACAGUUACCUGUCAAGACCGGACAAGAAGGUCCUGGCCGGAGUGACCCUGGACAUACGGGCUGGCAAGACGACAGCUGUGGUCGGCAAGAGCGGGUGUGGGAAGUCCACCCUCAGCAAGCUGGUUCUGCGCUUCUACGACCCGCAGGGUGGCGCGGUCUACUUGAAUGCCACGGAGUUGCAACGAAUGCACCUUUUGCAGUACCGCAACAAGGUCGGCGUUGUAUCACAGGACACGCAGCUCUUCCGGAUGACGGUCACAGAGAACAUCACAUAUGGGCUCCGAGCGACGGAGUACACCAUGGAGGAUGUGGAGCGGGCAGCAAGGCUGGCCAAUGCCGACGAGUUCAUCCGGGCAUUGCCAGAAGGGUAUAGCACCAUGGUGGGCGAGAGUGGGCAUGACUUGAGCGGCGGCCAGAAGCAGCGGCUCAGCAUCGCCCGAGCUCUUGUGCGCAGGCCGCGCAUCCUCCUCCUGGAUGAGGCCACCUCGGCGCUUGAUGCGGAGAACGAGGCCCUGGUGCAGGCAGCCCUUGACUCGCUGAUGCAUCAGAUGCAGGGGACAUGCACCAUCAUGGUCAUUGCCCACCGGCUCUCGACCAUCAAGGACGCGGACCGCAUCAUCGUCCUGCACGAAGGUCUGGUUGUUGAGCAGGGCACGCAUGAGGAGCUGCUGCAGAUCAAGGAGGGCCGCUACGCCACCAUGAUUGCUCGACAGCUGCAAGGUGCAGGAGCCGAUGGUGCCGCAGAUGGCGAGGAGGAGACGAAGGAAAAGAAGGUGGACGACGCAAUCUCCGAGAUCAUGGCCAUCCUGGACGCGGUGAAGGAGGACAAGCGCAAGGAUGUGCUGAUGGGCAUCAUGAAGAAGGCGAAGGGCGCCGGCAAAGGCUAG